AUGGCCUUGAUUCGCGCUUUCGCCACGGUGGGGGGCUACACGGCGGCCAGCCGGGUGCUGGGCUUCCUGCGCGACGUGCUGAUCGCCGGGACGCUCGGCGCCGGCCCGCUGGCCGACGCCUUCUUCGGCGCCUUCAACGCCGCCUUCGUGCCGCUGUUCGCCGGGCGGCUGGAGGUGGAGGGGCCGGCGCGCGCCCGCGCCUUCGCCGAGGAGGCGCUGGCCUUCCUGCUGUUCUGGCUGCUGCUGCUGACGGCGGCGGCCAUGGCCGCGAUGCCCUGGCUGAUGCCGCUGAUCGCGCCGGGCUUUCUCGACGACCCCGUGCAGUUCGAGCGCGCCGUCGAGCUGACGCGGAUCUGCUUUCCCUACCUGCUGUUCAUGGGGCUGGUGGCGCUGCUGUCCGGCCUGCUGAACUCGCUGCAUCGCUUCGCCGCCGCCGCCGCCGCGCCGAUCGUGCUCAACCUCUGCUUCAUCGCCGCGCUGCUCUUCGUCGUGCCGAACGCGGCGCGGCCGGCCCACGCGCUGGCCUGGACCGUGGCGGUGGCCGGCGUGCUGCAGUUCCUGCUGCUGUUGCUGGCGGCGCGGCGCGCCGGCAUGACGCUGCGGCUGCCGGCGCCGCGCCUGACCCCCGGGGUCAAGCGGCUGGUCAAGCUGAUGGGCCCCGGCCUGCUGUCCUCCGGCGCCAUGCAGAUCAACCUGCUGAUCGGGACCAUGAUCGCCACGCUGCAGGCCGGCGCGGUCUCCUGGCUCUACUACGCCGACCGGGUCUACCAGCUACCGCUCGGGCUGAUCGGCAUCGGCAUCGGCGUGGUGCUGCUGCCCGACCUGGCGCGCAAGCUGCGCGCCGGCGCCGACGCCGCGGCACAGCACGCGCUCAACCGGGCGCUGGAGCUGGGCCUGGUCCUGACCCUGCCGGCGACGGUGGCGCUGGCCGUCGUGCCCGGCCCGAUCGUCACGGUGCUGUUUGAGCGCGGCGCCUUCGCCCUGGCCGACGCCCAGAACACGGCGCUGGCGCUGACCGCCUUCGCCGCCGGCCUGCCCGCCUUCGUGCUGGUCAACGUCGCCGUCAACAUCGCCCUCAGCCUGGCGCUGUUCUUCACCCUCGGCUUCGUCGGCAUCGCCCUGGCGACCUCGGUGGCCGCCUGGGUCAACGCCGGGCUGCUGGCCUGGCGCCUGGGCGCCGACGGCCACCUGGCGCUCGACGCCCGCGCCCGGCGGCGGCUGCCGCGCGCUCUGCUGGCCAGCGUCGCCAUGGGCCUGGCGGUCUGGGCCCUGGCGGCGGCGCUGGCGCCCUGGCU
Symbiodinium necroappetens is the source of this 1295-nucleotide messenger RNA. NCBI's taxonomy places the organism in Eukaryota, Dinophyceae, Suessiales, Symbiodiniaceae. The record is from the annotation of a GenBank genome assembly.